Lates calcarifer (barramundi perch) is the source of this 4815-nucleotide messenger RNA. It is a transcript of the gene sntg1, whose product is annotated as syntrophin, gamma 1. Gene Ontology annotation, molecular function: protein binding; structural molecule activity. The record is from RefSeq and is a predicted model, not a curated record. Gene Ontology annotation, cellular component: intracellular anatomical structure; dystrophin-associated glycoprotein complex. The transcript is spliced from 19 exons. NCBI's taxonomy places the organism in Eukaryota, Metazoa, Chordata, Actinopteri, Centropomidae. The coding region runs from base 1443 to 3020 and encodes 525 amino acids.
ACAGCGGGAUCUUUCAGCUGGCGGUGAUGACAGCAUGGAAAAUGAGGUGCACCUGGUCAGCUUGCGCAGCUGCUCACGCGAGGGCCUCGGGGAAGGAGUCCAAAUACUACGGAGUGACUGAACGCAUAUGUAGGCUAUGCUGGUGUGUAUGUGUGCGCGUGUUGAGGAUGUGCAAAGCGCGAGCGUGUGUUCAUUGACAACACACACUGAGUCAUGAGAGUCAUGAGACUCUGAGACUGAGAAAAUCCACCCAUGCUUUUAUUCUUUUAAAUGCCAUUCAGCACAGAAACUUGUGGCCCACAUGCAGACACGCUGGCCUUCAGAGUAAAAUUAACUUUGUGGUCUGGGUGUCUGUUGCCGCAGAUCUCAUCUGUAAGCAGAUACAUGUUGGUAUGGAUCUCGAAUGAAUUUACACACACACACACACACACACACACACACGGGACUGCAGUGCACGCAAAUGUAAUUGGCAGAGAAGGGAGAAAAAAAAGCUGUGUGAGAUGUUAAUGUUCAGCACGGGUGGGUCAGAUGUGGGACAGAGCUGCAGACGCCCCUUAAAAUAAAACAGUAGAAAAAGUAGAAUCAUGUAAUAUUUAUGGAGCCGGAGUUGUGCGGGUGCUUUGGGUAAACGAAGUCGAUUGACGCGCGCGUUAAACCAGCCGCAUGUGAUUUCCAGCUUCAGUCAUUUUGGCAGCACGAUGCGAGAGAGAGAGGGAGAGAGAGGGAGAGGGAGACAAGACGCGGAGCUGUGAAGCCGGACCCUCUGCCAGAGAUGUCGACGGAGAGGAAUCCCUGAAACCGACCGCUGCCCAGGAAAUAUGGACAAAUCUUGUUUCGUGUGCGUGUGCGGGCUGUUUUUCUGUCGGUUUUUUGCACAUCGCACCAGUGUAUAGUGGACCAGGAUGCCGUGUGGGCGAUGCUGCCACAAGGGAUACAUUGUGAUUUCGCAGAGAUGUUUUAGCAACCGUUGCAUAAAUUAAAAUAAAGAAAACCCCGUCACAUGAGGAAUUGGAGUCCGAAGGGAUCUAAUAAGACAUCGCCACCUGUUACUAGAAAAGCAGCCCUUAUCGAAUCACAGCAGCUCCUCACCUGCAAGUGGGUUUAGUAUCAGUAUGAUACCUUAGCCACAUCCUCCUAUUACUGCAGCACGGCCACCGAUUAGGGACCGCCAGGAGUGAAACCUCCACUACACGAUAGCCUCAUUCUGCUCUUCAGCAUCGGCUCCACUGGGAAUAAUCCUGCAACACCUACAGCAAGCCAGGAGAGGUGACAGCAUUGCUUUCUCUCUCUCCCACUACCACCACAAAGUCUGACAGCCAUGUUUCGGGGAGGCCCUCUGCUACAGCUCAGAUCAGGGAUCAACUCACUGCUCGAUGGCUAGAUCUCACCAUACAGAGAGCUGGGGGCCUUUCUACUGAGUAUCCCUCACUGCAUAGUAGCACAUGGAUUUCAAGACUUCAAAUGAAGAGACAAAGACUGGGAUUUAUUUGAUGCAAGAAGGUAAUGAGGAGCCGUUUAAUAUUCGACUACACUUGGCCAAAGAUAUUCUGACCAUUCAAGAACAAGAUGUCAUCUGUGUGUCAGGAGAGCCUUUUUAUUCAAGUGAGAGGACUGUAACAAUCAGGAGGCAGACGAUUGGAGGGUUUGGUCUGAGCAUCAAGGGUGGAGCAGAGCAUAAAAUCCCUGUUGUGAUAUCAAAAAUAUCAAAAGAGCAGAAAGCUGAACUCUCUGGGCUGCUUUUCAUAGGAGACGGUAUCCUUCAGAUAAAUGGAAUAAACGUUAGGAGCUAUCGCCACGAGGAAGUGGUCCAGGUUUUGAGAAAUGCUGGUGAAGAAGUGACUCUCACAGUCUCUUUCUUGAAGAAGACUCCAGCCUUUUUGAAACUACCCUUGUGUGAGGACUGCACAUGCAUUCCCAGCGACCAGAGUAGCGGGACGUCCUCUCCUCUGUGUGACAGUGGCCUGCACUUGAACUACCAUCCAAACAACACGGACACACUGUCCUGUUCAUCCUGGCCCACGUCCCCGGGGCUUCGCUGGGAGAAGAGAUGGGUGGACCUGCGCCUUAUUCCACUGCUGCACUCCCGCCUGUCGCAGUACAUCCCGGGCUCUGACGUCUGCAGGAAAAAUGCUUUCCAGGUUAUAGCUGUGGAUGGAGUUUGCAGCGGAGUAAUACAGUUUCCCACAGCUGAGGACUGUUUGGACUGGCUUCAGGCAAUAGCGAGCAACAUUUCCAGCCUUACCAAGCACAAUGUGAAGAAGAUUAACCGAAAUUUUCCAGUUAACCAGCAGAUUAUCUACAUGGGCUGGGUCGACGAGAAGGAGCAGGACUCCGUUCAGGACCGAAUGUAUUCACCAAAGUUCCUCGCUUUGAGGGGUUCCUCACUUUUCAAGUUUUCAGCACCUCCUGUGACAACAUGGGACUGGACCAGAGCAGAGAAAAGCUUUACUGUGUAUGAGAUAAUGUGCAAGAUUUUAAAGGAUAAUGACCUUCUGGACAAGAGGAAGCACUGCUUCAGCGUCCAGACAGAGAGCGGGGAGGACAUGUUCUUCAGUGUGGAGCUGGAGUGUGAGCUACUGAUCUGGGAAAAGGCUUUUCAGAUGGCCACCUUCCUGGAGGUGGAGAGGAUACAGAGUAAAACAUAUGCCUGUAUCAUGGAGAGCCACCUUAUGGGACUUACUAUUGACUUCAGCAUGGGCUUUGUGUGCUUUGAUGCAGCUUCAAAGGCAGUGCUGUGGAGAUACAAGUUCUCACAACUAAAAGGAUCAUCUGAUGAUGGAAAAAGCAAGAUCAAGUUUUUAUUCCAAAAUCAAGACUCCAAAUCUAUUGAAGCAAAGGAGCUGGAGUUCUCAAACCUCUUCGCUGUGCUUCAUUGUAUUCACGCUUUUUUUGCUGCCAAAGUUGCUUGCCUGGACCCGAUGUUUGUGGAGAGCCAAGGCACCGCGACUACCACCGGGAUGCCCGCUCUCUCCAGCAUCUCGUGCAACUCACAGUUGCCGAAACUCAAAUACGCCACUUGACAGGCGCUGCUCUCCCCAGACUCCCUUUAAAAAAAAAAAAGAGGGAAAAAAUAAAAAAAUAAAGACGCUGCACUUAGUCGCGAUCGUGGCCUAAAAUGGUGGACAGGAGAAGUGGAAAAAGUUGAGAUUAUAAUUAUUAUGGAGUACAGCUGUAUACCGCUGCCGAACAGAGACUGAUACGCUCGACAUCUCUGAGGAAGCAUCAGAUUUCUGGGAUUUCUGGAAUCCUUGUGGACCUAAAGACAAACCUGUACUUUGAAUAACUUCACAGAAACACUCUAUGAACACAAACUGUGAUUCAAAAAAUGUUUUUAAGUGAAUUUGUCCUCUUGAUCCUCAGACAUCCUUAUAAUCAACACAACACAAAGAAAAAUGGAGUUCUUCUCCCAAGGUAGUCUGCUUUUCUAUGUGAUUUUACUGAAGAUUUUGAGGUUUAACUGAAACAGAUUUUAACCUCUUUUUUUCCCCCACAUUAGACGGUACAUGACUUGAAGUUCUGCAAGGAUAUUUCUGGACAAUGGAUAUGAUGACGUAGUACAAUGAUGCUAUCUAUGUUUCCAUUUUUGUGUUUGUUCUUGAGGUUAAAACUUUUACCUACACUCAUAAUUCAAUUUGCAGAAAAAUUAAUCUCCACUGAUGUGAAGCGAGUCCAACUGAAACUAAAUGACAACUUCAAUCUGAUCUUGCAAAAUAGAAAUGUUUUCAUUUUUAAUUAAAUUGAAUUAUAUAUAUUAGUUUGCUGGCAGCGUUAAUGGAAGAAAUGAAUGGUUUCAGGUCAGUGUGUGUAUGAAUAUACUCAGUAACCUCAUUCCUUUUUCCUCUGUAUAUGAUGUACGCCUGUGUUUGAAGUCAGAAUAUGGCUAUUUCCUGGAUUACUGAAUAGAAAGUCGGUACGAAUAUUGUAAGGACGAGGACCAACAGCAACUCAAUCAUAAUCUGACGAAACCACUCUAAACAUGAUUAGAUGCACCUUCCAUAAUGUGGUUAGCUUUUUUUUUUCUCUAAAACUUGAUUAUGUAAAUAAACACUGACAUUCAAAUGAACUCGAAUUAUGAAUUAUGGCAAGCAAUUACUUGUAGUAGGGAUUACUGCAUUUGUUAAUUUGAUGUGCACAGGAGACGACUAGGUAGAUAGCGCAUAACCUCGUACUCUCUUCAUCGUUUACUCUAUGGACCAAUUUAGAAGAAUAAAAUCAGCAAUGGUGUAUUUUUGGAAUAUUUUAUCUUCUUUGACUUCAGCUUGUAAAUACAAUAAUAAUAAUGAUAACAAAAAAACUUGUCAUCGACAAAUGAGAAGAACACACCGUGAGGCAAAUAGAAAAAUGUAGCAUCACCAUGGCCUCCGCAGGUUUGAAAUGCCCCUUUAAACUUCACUCUGUAUUAAACUGUUUAUAAAUGCAGCAGAGUGACAACUAAACUAUCACAUUCAAAAAAGAGUUCAGGUCAAUUAGCGCAAUUAGUCACGCUCUUACCUUCCAUUUACAAAGUAGAAUCCAAACACAAGAGGCCCAUGGGUAAGUAAACUCCAGAGGAUAGCAAAUUAAAUGGGGUCAGUAAAGUGCUUGGUACUGGGUGAGCUAGUUAAGCUGACAUGAGUGAGUCUGAGGGGAAACUAAUGGUGGUGCAGUCUAUGCAAAGAAAGUCUGAGUGAUGCUUUUGUGCUUUAAAAAUAUCUCGGUCGCAUAUACCCUUAUAACACAGGAUCUAGAGAGUGAGGUUUAUUUUAUUUUUUGCAGAUGUUUUAUUAACAAAUAAUGCUGUGUAAUAAAUUAAUAAAUGAGACCUUUUAUAACAUG